AUGCUACCUGUAUUUUUUAUCUAUUUCCUAAUAUCAUUAUUAAACGCUGAACUUCAGCUUCCCUGGGAUGUCGAAAGGGACUUCUGGUGCAAGGUGGUUGGUGGUAUGCCGUCGGUAUUAUCUAGUAACUACCAAUACGAUGGAGAUAUCGGUGUGGCGAGCAUGAGCACGCCGUUGCUGUUCGAGCACGAGAUGCCUGAGCCUAGUAGUCCGCUCGGCUGUUCCACAGUUCUAUCCUCCCAUCAGGGCUGCGCAGCGCUACUCACCGACACGAACUGUGGAGAUCCUUUUAUGCCAUGGUCAAUUGACUUUUGGAAGAACGAAAACAAUACAGUGCUGAUCUGCAAGAAAGAAGGGAGGAGCUUGCCGUGCGAGCAGUUUGAAAGGAGUCAUCUACAAAACGAUAUUUGCAUAAAUACGAUUGUUCAUGUUGAAGUCAUGAAAGCUGAAACGACGCUAUACUUAAUGGAUUUAAAGGUGUCAUACAGUCUCCUCGCUGUCCGGCUCGAGCGCGUCGCUCGGAAUGGAGGGGUCCUCCUCGACCGCAAUUCCGCCGCCACAUCUCAGACCUCUGAACGUCUACUGUCGAAGCGGGCCGAGCCA
Molecule: messenger RNA, 603 nt
Organism: Mesorhabditis spiculigera
Lineage: Eukaryota; Metazoa; Nematoda; Chromadorea; Rhabditida; Rhabditidae
Source: the annotation of a GenBank genome assembly